Molecule: messenger RNA, 1855 nt
Organism: Salvia miltiorrhiza (redroot sage)
Lineage: Eukaryota; Viridiplantae; Streptophyta; Magnoliopsida; Lamiales; Lamiaceae
Product: transcription factor UNE10
Exons: 6
Coding region: 353-1603 (416 amino acids)
Cellular component (GO): nucleus
Molecular function (GO): protein dimerization activity
Source: RefSeq, a predicted model, not a curated record
UUAUUUAUUCAACCCACCCUUAUUUUUUUCUCUCCUCAUUCACUCACCGGCAGUUUGAAGCACCCCCUUUUUCCUCACAAAAGAUCUCUUUCACAAUUCAAAUGAUACAAUAAUUUUUCCUCCUAUGGAUCAUGGACCAUUCACUCUCUCUCAAAUUAUGCUUUGUUCUUAUCUUUAUGAAUAGUUAUUAGAUCCCUUCUCAAAGAGCCCACACCCACAUAUAUUGAACCCCAAAAAGAAAAGUGUUGCCUUUUCCAAUAGUAUCACUCACCUUCUUGCCCUUAUAUUUUCCCCAUUUCAUCUCACCAAAUGCUCCAACACUAUUCAAAUUCUUGUUUUUGAAGUCAUAGAAAUGAAUCAAUGUGUGCCGAGUUGGGAUCUCGACGAUAAUAAUUCCAAGAUCAAGUCCAAUUCACCUCAAGACGUCCCCUCGUUGGAUUAUGAAGUGGCGGAGCUAACAUGGGAGAAUGGUCAGCUCGCCAUGCAUGGCCUCGGCGUCCCGCGCGUGGUGAACAAACCCAGCGCGUCGUCGCCGCCCUCGACGUGGGACAAGCCACGCGCCAGCGGCACGCUCGAGUCCAUCGUCAACCAAGCCACCUCCCUCGGCGAGAAGGAGUCCGAGCUCGGCGGCCACCGCGCGAAGGCGAACCCCGCCGCCGUCGCCAUGGAUGCGCUCGUGCCGUGCGGCGGCGGGGGGCACGAGCAGCAGCAUCCGGCGGCGGCGCAGGCGCACGUGCGGGGGGCGAGCAGGGCCGGGUGCUCCACGCGCGUGAGCAAGUGCAGCGGCGCGCGCGCGGGGAGCCGGAGCGUGGGCGAGAGCGCCACGUGCGGCGGCGGGAGCGACAGCCGUCAGACGAUAUCGAUCGAUACAUGGGGGGAGAGGGAAUUCGGUGGGCCCGGGUUCACGUCGACGGCGUCGCUGAUCUCGCCGGAAAACACUAUCUCCGGCCAAGACUACACGAAGACCUCCGCCGACGACCGCGACUCCGUUACUCUUCACAGCGGGUCUCAGGCCUCUCAUAGAAAAGGAGAUGAGGAGGGCAGAAGAAGAGACAACGGAAAAUCCUCAGUUUGUACAAAAAGAAGUAGGGCGGCCGCAAUUCAUAACCAAUCAGAACGUAAACGAAGAGACAAAAUCAACCAGAGAAUGAAGACAUUGCAGAAAUUGGUUCCAAAUUCCAGUAAGAGCGACAAAGCAUCGAUGUUGGAUGAGGUGAUAGAAUACUUGAAGCAAUUGCAAGCUCAAGUGCACAUGAUGAGUAGGAUGAACAUGCCAUCGAUGAUGUUGCCACUAGCCAUGCAGCAACAACAGUUUCAGAUGUCGAUGAUGGGAUGCAUGGGCAUGGGCAUGGGGAUGGGGAUGGGUGUCAUGGACGUCCCCCGCCCGCCCUUCAUGCCCGUGCCCGCCGCCGCCGCCGCCGCCGCCUGGGACAACGGAGGGGACUGUUUGCCCCCGCCGCCGCCCCCCGUCGCCAUGCCCGACCCCUUGGCGGCACUUCUUGCAUGCCAGUCUCAGCCGAUGACGAUGGAUGCUUAUAGCAGGGUGGCAGCUAUGUACCAGCAAUUGCAACAGCAGCAGCAAUUGCCUGCUUCAAAAAAUUAAAUUUGUUCAACUCGGAUUUUAUGCAAGAGAACUAUUAUAUAUAUAGUAUGCAAAAUGCAAAUUUUAUAUAUAUAUAGGCACAUGAGGGAUUUAUUUAUAUAUAUAUCCUUUCAUUUCUGCAUGAAUUUAUUUUCUCCUAUUAAUUGAAACUUUGAGCAGGGUACACGUAUGUAAGAGUUCGUGUUGUUUAUACUUUUUUUUGGCAAAGUGUUGUUUAUAUUUUCAAUGACGAAUUAUUAUUUAGUUUUUUUA